AUGGGGCGUAAUUGCAGUGACGGUGAAAAAGUUGAAGCCAUAAACAAUUUAUUGUCCUCAGAACAAACCUUCUCUGACAAAUUUCUUGCAUUCCCCUUGACAAAUGGAAUUCUGAUUCUCAGAAGCCAUAUAACUCACUCGCAAACUUUAUCUGCUAAGCCAGCCACUCCAUGGGUUGCAUUGCAAAGCGAUGGAAAAAUUUUAUUUGCUGUCUGUGACUGUGUUGCUGGACUAGGUAACAGCUGUAUUCAUGUUAGUGCAUUUAUACAACAAGCCAUCCAUGAGCACCAAAAGGAUAAAUCGACAACCACAAAUGCAACAACCACAAGUACUGAAAAUAUAAUUCCUCUAAAAUCACUGCCGUGUAACUGGAAUAAACCAGAAAAGGGUCCAGUAACUAUUGGAAAGAUUGGUGAUUUAACAACACUCCUUCCUAGAAAAAAAAAGCAUUUCAGGGAAACACAUUUUGCCAAGGGGAAACCUUUUAAUGUAGUGGAAGAAGAAUGCGAACGUGUGUUGCAACUAAUAACCCUAACUCGUGAUGAGCAAGAUGCAGCUGAACUGGUAACAAGAAAUCAAAGUUCCUGCGAAGAAUGGGGCAAUCAACGAGGUGGACGUAUAACAGGAACUAUGAUCUUCCGUGUCAAAAAAUUCGAUUUUUCACAACAAUUAACUCCUGGAAGCACACAAUUCAUUUUAGAAAUAUGCUACCCAGAGAUUAGCAAGUUCAAUGGUAACAAGUAUACCAGGUACGGAAAAAUGAGCCCUUUGCAGCCCAAAAUUUUUCAAGUCAUGUUAAAGAAAACAAUCUACAUUCUAAUUUUGAUUGCAAAUGUGUUGGAUUAAUUAUAUCCAUCACUCACCCUUUUCUGGCAGCGUCACCUGACCGUAUCUGUCACGGCGAAUGUCAUGGGAAAUUCGUAUUGGAAAUUAAAUGCCCUUUCCGCGUAAGCGGUUUGAAGAUCAAAGAAUACUCUCUUAAAAACAAAGAUUUCUUUCUAAAAGUGCAUCAUUCCACAGGAAAUAUGUCUCUAGAUGAUAGCUGCUCUCCUUCAUCAACAGUGUCUACUUUAUCCGAAUCUGUUGUACAGAAAAAAUGGAUAUUUGUGUCAGAUGAUUCACCUAUUAAAGUGAUACAGAUUAAUCCAAAGAAAAGGUUAUUUUUGUGUGGAAAGUAAAAGAGAAUUAUACACGAAAGACGUCAAAUACUUCCAUUCCAUGGAAACAACCAGAAGCAAUUAAGUGGUACUUUCCGGAGCCAUUA
Molecule: messenger RNA, 1264 nt
Organism: Daphnia pulex (common water flea)
Lineage: Eukaryota; Metazoa; Arthropoda; Branchiopoda; Diplostraca; Daphniidae
Exons: 6
Coding region: 1-846 (281 amino acids)
Source: RefSeq, a predicted model, not a curated record